AUGACUGAAGCGUUACGUCUACAGAUCGAAGUUCAAAAAAGACGACACGAGCAACUUGAGAUUCAAAAGAAUCUACAGAUGAGAAUAGAAGAACAAGGGAGAUACCUCCAGAUGAUGAUAUUUGAGAAGCAAUGCAAGUUUGGCAUCGAUGCAUUCCAACCCGCUUCAUCCACCCUAGAGAAAUCAGAAACCGAGUUGACGAAUGAGAUCUCGAGUUCUCCAGCCCGAACCAAAAUAGAGCCCGGCCCGAUUAAAGUUAUGUCACCAUCAUCAGAGAAGCAAGAGGAAGAACGUGAACCCUCGGAAUCACAACCCUCAAAACGCGCUAAAUUAAACGAGUCGUCAUCAACUGAAUCGUCAUAA
Messenger RNA from Helianthus annuus (common sunflower), 363 nucleotides. Its product is annotated as protein PHOSPHATE STARVATION RESPONSE 1-like. Gene Ontology annotation, molecular function: DNA-binding transcription factor activity. Bases 1 to 363 code for a protein of 120 amino acids. The record is from RefSeq and is a predicted model, not a curated record. NCBI's taxonomy places the organism in Eukaryota, Viridiplantae, Streptophyta, Magnoliopsida, Asterales, Asteraceae. The transcript has 2 exons.